GUUCCUGGAGGAUGAAGGAACUGAUACCAUUGAAUGGCCCACAUGCUCGUCUGACCAAAAUCCAAUAGAACACCUCUGGGAUAUCAUGUUUCGGUCCAUCCAAUGCCACCAGCAGGGGCGGACUGACCAUUUGGAAACUCGGGUACUGUCCGAGGGCUCGGGGUCAGUAGGGGGCCCCAUGAGAUACCCCUGGUACCUUUUUCAUAGGCUUUUUUGAGUUUGGGCAAGGACACAGGAGCUCCAUGAUCCCCUAUUGCCCGGGGGUCCCAUGA
This is a messenger RNA of Staurois parvus, 272 nucleotides long. Lineage: Eukaryota; Metazoa; Chordata; Amphibia; Anura; Ranidae. The record is from the annotation of a GenBank genome assembly.